AUGGGUUGCUGUGGCUGUGGAAGCUGUGGCGGCUGUGGAGGCUGCGGAGGCUGUGGUAGCUGUGGAGGCUGUGGAGGCUGCGGAGGCUGCGGUGGCUGCGGAGGCUGCGGAGGCUGCGGUGGCUGCGGAGGCUGCGGAGGCUGCGGAGGCUGCGGUGGCUGUGGCGGCUGCGGAGGCUGCGGAGGCUGCGGAGGCUGCGGUGGCAGUGGCGGCUGCAACAGCUGUACCACCUGCAGGUGCUACCGGGUCUGCGGAGGCUGCUGUGGCGGCUGCUGUGGUGGCUGUGGCUGUGGUAGCUGCUGCGGCUGCUGUGGCUGCUGCAGACCUGUGGUAGUCUGCUGCUGCCGCCGUACCUGCUGCCGCUCCUGUGGCUGUGGCUCCUGUGGCUGUGGCUGUGGGAAGGGCUGUUGUCAGCAGAAGUGCUGCUGCCAGCAGAAGUGUGGCUGCAAGAAGCAGUGCUGCUGUUAG
Grammomys surdaster is the source of this 468-nucleotide messenger RNA. Its product is annotated as small cysteine and glycine repeat-containing protein 2-like. The transcript has a single exon. The record is from RefSeq and is a predicted model, not a curated record. The coding region runs from base 1 to 468 and encodes 155 amino acids. Lineage: Eukaryota; Metazoa; Chordata; Mammalia; Rodentia; Muridae.